AAGUACUAAACACUUGAUGCAUCAAUUAACGGGCUGCAGAAUUGUUGCUAAAAAUUACAAAAAAAUCUAGCUCACUUUAAUAUUACUAGAAAAAAUCUAAAGAAAAUGCAAAACUGAAAUGACAACCCUACGCAAAUGUACCAACCAGAGCGCGCUCUCCCUGCCGACCGCGAAUGUGAACUUUUACGACAUAUCGGAAGCUCCUGUAAUUACCGACAAUGGUCAAAUGAUCAACAGAAACAUCACCACCAGCGUGUUGGAGUUCCUCGACGGCGGUGAUAUCCCGCUGUACGGGCACAUGAUGAUUGACGCUUGCCAUGAUUUGGCAAUGUUAGGCGACGCCUCCAGCCAGGCCACCUCCGCCAUCCAGAUCAUCUCCAUUGUCGGGGCAAUGGCUCGCGGUGUACCUGGUGAUUCCUGCGAGGCUGCUGCUCUCAUCAACACCGCUGCAAGUGGUCGCGUCGGCCUGCGAGCUGCGUUGGCCAGCUACAUCCAACGAUACCUUAAUCGCUCGAUCGACGACAUCGUCGGACUAGUCAUGACCCCCAACGCCGUCCGUUAUUCGGCUGGAGCCCGUGGCAACUGCCUCGGCGGUGGCAGAAACUAUCAAUUCGAAGAGGCCUGGGACCGCAUUCUUAACCAAUGCAACGUAUAUCAAUUUCCCCUCUUCAACGAGCAGUACUGCGCAGCAAAGCGUCUCUACACCGCGUUCAACGUGAGAAGCAACAACAUGGCCGCCGCGGUCACCGCCGCCACCCUUCCUGAAGUACAGCAAGCCGCACAGUACGCCUUUGGCCCACUUUCAGACUUCCUGAGGAUCGUCGCCGGUGGUGGAAACCCAGUUCCCGCAGCGCAAGCCGUCAAGUCUGCUCUCAUGCGAUCCCUUCCCGAAAUCGAUUGCUAGAGGAGCAUCAAAUAGGGACCAGCCAUAUGUAUAGUAUCAUAUGUAUUGAAUAUUGAUAUUAAGCAAACAAAACAGAUGUGAACGGGAUGUUCAAAAAGUAAAAACUGUAGGUGAAACCUAACAUCAAUCAUCAUUGUAAUCCGAUAAACGACCACUGCUGAGUAUUCUCUUGUAGGGUCUUCUAAAUGCCACGGUCUUGUGCCGCCUGAAUCCAGCGGCUCUUUU
Messenger RNA from Maniola jurtina (meadow brown), 1129 nucleotides. It is a transcript of the gene Fib-l, whose product is annotated as fibroin light chain-like. The transcript is spliced from 8 exons. The record is from RefSeq and is a predicted model, not a curated record. NCBI's taxonomy places the organism in Eukaryota, Metazoa, Arthropoda, Insecta, Lepidoptera, Nymphalidae. Gene Ontology annotation, cellular component: extracellular region. Bases 119 to 904 code for a protein of 261 amino acids.